AUGGUGGGUUUGGGUGAAAGUUGGAGAGAUGCGUAUAAGGGAAUGUCUUCGGAUAAUAUAAAGGGUUUAGUGUUGGCAAUAUCUUCGAGCUUAUUCAUAGGUGCUAGUUUCAUCGUUAAGAAGAAAGGACUCAAGAGAGCUGGUGCUUCCGGUCUCAGGGCAGGUUCUGGAGGUUAUACUUACCUGCUUGAGCCUCUCUGGUGGGUAGGCAUGAUAACGAUGAUUGUCGGGGAAGUUGCUAAUUUUGCCGCUUAUGCUUUUGCGCCUGCCAUUUUAGUGACUCCUCUUGGCGCCCUCAGCAUUAUUAUCAGCGCUGCUCUUGCUCAUAUCAUCCUACGCGAAAAGUUGCAUACUUUUGGGCUCCUUGGUUGUGUCUUAUGUGUUGUUGGUUCGAUAACAAUCGUCUUACAUGCUCCUCAAGAACAAGACAUUGAUUCUGUGUUACAAGUUUGGAAUCUUGCAACAGAACCUGCUUUUCUUCUCUACGCUGCAGCAGUGGUAGGAGCAGCCAUUAUACUCAUAGUUCAGUUCAUACCACAGUACGGACAGUCUCAUGUCAUGGUCUACAUCGGGGUUUGUUCUCUGGUGGGAUCAUUAUCGGUCAUGAGCGUUAAAGCACUCGGGAUAGCAUUAAAGCUUACGUUCUCAGGAAUGAAUCAGUUAAUCUACCCUCAGACAUGGGUCUUCACAUUGAUAGUUCUCAUCUGUGUGAUAACCCAAAUGAACUAUUUAAACAAGGCGCUUGACACAUUCAACACGGCUGUGGUUUCACCGAUAUACUAUGUAAUGUUCACGUCGCUGACCAUCGUGGCUAGUGUCAUCAUGUUUAAGGACUGGGAUCGACAGGAUGGAACUCAGAUUGUGACGGAGUUGUGUGGGUUUGUGACAAUCCUUUCAGGAACCUUUCUGCUUCACAAAACAAAGGACAUGGUUGAAGGUUCUUCGUCCUCAGGAAAUUUGCAUAUCCGUCUUCCUAAACAUUUGGAAGAUGGUAACGGGUUUGAGCAAGAAGGGAUCCCACUCACUCUGAGACGCCAGGAGUGUACCAAGUCACCAAGGCCAAUGCGUCACCUAAUUCUACCCCAAGACGGCCCUGAAGCUGUGUAG
Arabis nemorensis is the source of this 1107-nucleotide messenger RNA. The record is from the annotation of a GenBank genome assembly. Lineage: Eukaryota; Viridiplantae; Streptophyta; Magnoliopsida; Brassicales; Brassicaceae.